CUGCCGUAAAAGCACCAUCGAAGAAGAAAAAGACGGAAGUUGGCGAGGCUUCAAGCGACGGUGAGCAGCUAAACUUGAAAGAACGUAAAUAUCCAAAUGUUUGAAUAGUGUUUACGGGGAAACGAAAAGCAUAUUUAGACUGUUUCAAAGAACGAUGGCGUCGUUCGAGGAAGAAGGAGCAAGAGAGGAGAACGAGCGACAACGAAAACAGCUGCAAGCCCCCGGCAACAAUCGCGCUGUGUCCAUCCAAGACGGCCAGCAGCUGAAUGGUCGUCCCCCUCAGCUGCAGGGUGAAGGCUCCAGUGUGGAGGAAGAGGAUCCACAGGCACCCCACAUUAAAGAGGAAGAGGAUCCACAGGCCCCCAGCAUUAAAAAGGAAGAAGAGGAUCCACAGGCCCCCCAUGUUAAGGAAGAAGAGGAGGAGUUUGAUGUCAGCCAGUUGCUACUGACUGUUGUCUCUGUGAAGAGUGAAGACGAUGAAGACGAAGCACCCGAGUGGUCACACCUUAAUCGUCAGAGUCCGAGUGGAGACCACCGCAGAGGAACCCCACCAGACAACUUCUUAGCUCCGCUAUCAGACAGCGACGACAUGAACGACACAGACUGUGAGGGUGACGACAAACAGUUGAAAAGUUCUGAAAAGGAAACGACUCUCGGCAACAAGACGACGUCUCAAAUAUGCGCGAGACGUCGCACACGUCAAGAACUUUUCACCUGCUCAGUUUGUGGUAAAACGGCGACUCAAAAGUCCAACCUGGUAAAACACAUGCGAAUACACACAGGAGAAAAGCCAUUCAGUUGCUCGGUUUGCAGUAAAACAUUCAGUGAAAAAGCAAAGGUGAUAAAACACAUGAGAAGUCACACGGGAGAAAAACCCUUCAGUUGCUCAGUUUGUGGUAAAACAUUCACUGAUAAACAAAAUAUGGAGUCACACGUGAGAACACACACAGGAGAAAAACCCUUUAGUUGCUCAUUGUGUGGUAAAAGAUUCAAUAAAAAGUCAUACGUGGUCAUACACAUGAGAACACACACAGGAGAAAAACCCUUUCGUUGUUCAGUUUGUGGACAAAAGUUCACUCAAAAGUCAGAUAUGGUUAGACACAUGACAAAACACACAGGAGAAAAACCCUUUAGUUGCUCCGUUUGCGGUCGAACAUUAUCUCGAAAGGCCAACGUGGAGUCCCACAUGAGAACGCACACAGGAGAAAAACCCUUCAGUUGCUCAUUGUGUGGCAGAAGCUAUACUAAUCGCAACAGUUUUGCGACACACAUGCGGACACACAACAAAGGAGAAUAAAUGUUUUACAGGAGCCCCCUGCAAUGGCUUUAAAGCCGUUGGGGGAUUUAUUUGUUAUCCUUGAUUUCCAGCUUAAUCUCCACAUACGGUUUUGCUCUUUUUCCUGACAAUUAAGCCCCUGGUAGAACAACUGUUUCUUACUGCUUCCCGGAGACAUUUUUCCCACCUCUAGUACCCCUUUUGGCCAACUAAUAUGUAAUUAAACCUAACUAGUAAAUUAAGGUGCUGCACUAGUAACACGUCUAAACCCAACUAGUAGGUAUGUGUCAUGCACUAGUAGAGUCCUUAUCAAGGAUAUUGAAUAAAUGCUCAAAGGGUAGCUUUUGUGUUUUUACCCAGUACUAGUGCCACUUUGGCCUACUAGUACAGUACAUAAGUAAACUUUACCAGUAAACUACUGUGCUGCAUUAGUAACACUACUAGGUCCAACUACUACUAUGUACUAGUACGCUCUUUGUCCAGACCUGUCAGCCCUUAGUAGAACGACUGUCUUACUGGUGAUGUUUUUUUUAUUUCCCACUACUUAGUACCUCUUUCAACCCACUAGUAUGCAAUUAAACCUUACCAGUAAACUACUAUGCUGCACUAGUAACACGUCUAGGUCUAACCAGUAGGUAUCUUUUACGCACUCGUAGCUUCGUUAUCAAGGAUAUCAAAUGAAUGAUCACAGGGCAGUGUUUAUUUGAUGUCCAGCUUAAGUUCCAUGUACUAGUAUGCUCUUUGUCCUCACUAUGAAAACAAUUCAGUGCAGUAGUGGAACGACUGUCUUACUAAUUAACUUGUUUUCAGUAGUACAGGGACAUUAUUUAAUCUGAAUAUCAAGCGUAUCGAACAAAUGCUAUUUGAUAUUCAGCUUAAAGUACAUGUACUAGUACAUGCUUUGUCCUCACUGAUAACACAAUUCAGCGCACUAGUAGAAUAACUAUGGCACAUGACUUGAAUGACUAUCGUAGUAUUUUUUUUUUUACCACUAUUAGUGUCACCUUUGACCGACUAGUACACCAUUAAACCUUACUAGCAAACUACUGUGCUGUACUAAUAACAUUACUAGUCCCAACUAGUAAGUAUGUUUCACACACUAGUAGCCUCCUGGACCCUAUUAGUACCACUAAAAGGUCCACUACCUCACGAGUAACGUAGUUGUCCUACUAGUGAGCAGAAAUGUCAUACCGUAGUUGAAAUAAGGUUACUAGUAUGACAGUCUUUCUACUGGUAUGCUGAUUUUUCUUCCUGGUGAGAACAAAGAGUGUACUAGUACGUUGACCUUGGGCUGGAAAUCAAGGGGAUGGAAUAAAUGCUGAAAGGGUUUUCCCAACCAGGUAUCAAAUUGUCUUUUCAUGUUUUUACUGUUAAUUCCUGCUGGGCUGAUAAUGUCACAGAUAAAAAAAAUGUGCAUGAAAGUCAUUUGGCAAACAUUUUUUAGGCUUUCCUACAAGCAUUCGUUUGUUUUGUUUGUUAAAGAUGAUUGACAGCA
Messenger RNA from Phyllopteryx taeniolatus (common seadragon), 2771 nucleotides. RefSeq names its product gastrula zinc finger protein XlCGF8.2DB-like. The coding region runs from base 155 to 1297 and encodes 380 amino acids. The transcript is spliced from 2 exons. Lineage: Eukaryota; Metazoa; Chordata; Actinopteri; Syngnathiformes; Syngnathidae. The record is from RefSeq and is a predicted model, not a curated record.